Solanum tuberosum (potato) is the source of this 1662-nucleotide messenger RNA. RefSeq names its product F-box/FBD/LRR-repeat protein At1g13570-like. NCBI's taxonomy places the organism in Eukaryota, Viridiplantae, Streptophyta, Magnoliopsida, Solanales, Solanaceae. The transcript has 3 exons. The record is from RefSeq and is a predicted model, not a curated record. The coding region runs from base 296 to 1492 and encodes 398 amino acids.
UCUUCUAUACAAUUUAGAACAAUAAUUAAUUACUUUUGAGUACGGUGAAUCUUAUUGGAUAAAGGAAGAGAUACUUUGAAUAUUUAUAAAUCUAUCCACUUCAUUAUAAAUUACACUUUUUCCUCUAUAAAAUUGAGAUACAAAUUAACAUUUGAGAAUCAGCAUGACUCAAGGUAUUAACUUCUCCCUUUUUCCCUUUUAACUCUUUUCUAAUAGAUAGUAAAGGGUUGCUGCCGUUGAAGAUAGAAUCAGUGUUCUACCAAGUAACGUUAUAGAUCAUAUCCUCGAGCUCUUGAUGGUUCAUGAGGCUGCAAGAACUAGUAUUUUGUCCAAAGAUUGGAGAUAUAGUUGGGCCAAGCUUCCCAAUUUGGUGCUUGAUAAGCAAUUCUCCAUGAAAUUAGCUAAAAAAUCUCACAAUGUCUUCAAAGAAACAAUAGAUAUGAUUCUCUUACAACAUAUUGGAGAUAUUGUGAAGUUUUAUCUUGAUGUUUCAGGAGUACAUUUGUCUACAUAUGCAGAUAUUGAUAGAUGGAUGCUUUAUGUCACCAGAAAUGGUGUCAAGAAGCUAAAGCUUAACAUGACAAAAGAUGGUACUUACAAACUACCUUCUUAUAUAUUUAAUUGUCCAACACUGACUCAUUUGAAACUCUUCAACUGCAACUUCAAAUUACCAAAUUCUUUUCUUGGCUUACAGACUCUUACCGUCCUUCGGUUGGAAAAAAUAACCUUUGUGCCUGCAAUAGAGUUUUAUACUAUCAAUGUGCCCCUUCUUGUCAAACUAACCAUAGAUUUAUGUGAUGGUACUCAAUACCUCAACAUUGUGUUCUCAUCUGAGUUGAAAUCCUUGGUUGUUCAUGAGAGUCACUAUAAUCUUGACCUAAGUAACAACUUCUUUAAGAAGUGCAAAAAAUUGACAGAUUUAUACCUUGUGAUUGAUAAUCCAAUACCUGCGGAUAAUAGAUUAACUUUGGAAAAGCUUCUUUUUAGCUCGCCUACACUUGAGACACUUUGUUUGGGUAAAUUUGAACUUGAGCUUUUGACUGCAGGUGUAGUCCCAAAGAGGCUUCCUUGUAUACUCAACUGCUUGUGGCAUCUUGAUUUAGAUGUAAACUUCAAUAAAUUGGGUCAGACUUCUUACACUCUGGAGUUGAUUAAAAGUUUCCCCAAUUUUCGUGACCUUGAGAUUUGGGACAAAACUACCGAUGACAUAGUUGAAGGAGUUAUGAAAUAUCUAGACACACCAUCAUGUUUGGACAAAACCCUCAACAAGCUUGAAGAUGUUUCAAUCCAUUCCUUUAACUAUUCUAAAGUUGUACUAUAUUUCGUAAAAUUAUUGUUUGCUCAUGCUUCAUCUUUGUCAAGGAUGAGCAUCUAUCCGGAUAAAGCUUCUAAUUCCAAAGAAGAAUUGAAUGUUGCCACAGAGUUGAUGCGUUUCCCCAGAGUAUCUCCUAAGGCAGAGCUAAUCUAUCAUCCAAAUGAAGAGUUGGAUUAAAGGCCGAAUGUUGCUUUUAUCUGUUCUCAGAGAAUUUUGUUAAAGAAGGAAAUAAUUAGUUGGCGAAUUAUGUAAACUCUUGUGGUUCCUUUAUUAAAUAUGUUGCUUCAACAGUAGAUGUUUCAAAAAAUCAGUCUUUAUCGAUGUGUCUGAUAAGAUUAGCAAUGCCA